Papaver somniferum (opium poppy) is the source of this 935-nucleotide messenger RNA. RefSeq names its product endoglucanase 25-like. Gene Ontology annotation, molecular function: hydrolase activity, hydrolyzing O-glycosyl compounds. Gene Ontology annotation, biological process: carbohydrate metabolic process. NCBI's taxonomy places the organism in Eukaryota, Viridiplantae, Streptophyta, Magnoliopsida, Ranunculales, Papaveraceae. Bases 133 to 528 code for a protein of 131 amino acids. The record is from RefSeq and is a predicted model, not a curated record. The transcript has 3 exons.
CUGAUAUUAUUGCGCAAUGGGGAUACAAAGCCUCUACAGUAUGCUGCAAACGCAGCAUACAUCUCAGCUCUUUUUGCGGGAUAUCUUAAAUCCCAAGGUAUCCCAGCUUGGACUUGUGGCUCUGAUAACAUAAUGCUUGAAAACCUGCAAGCAUUUUCGGCAUCCCAGGUUGACUACAUAUUGGGCGUCAACCCUAAAAAGCUUAGUUAUGUUGUUGGGUAUGGCAGUAGGUUUCCCACCCACGUGCACCAUAGAGGUGCAUCCAUCCCCAAUGAUGGGGCAUCCUAUGGCUGCACAGAAGGUUUCAAGUGGCGAGACACUUCCAGCCCCAACCCGCACAAUAUCACUGGUGCAAUGGUUGGUGGCCCAGACAACUUGGACAGAUAUCGUGACAUAAGAGCCAGAAAAGACAGUGCAGAACCAACUCUGAUGGGAAAUGCUGGACUCGUUGCAGCAUUAGCUGCUCUGUCAGUCAAUGGUGACUUGGUGUGGAUGUGGAUGCUAUUUUCUCUGAACUCAAACCAUUGACUCCAUCACCACCGCCUCCACCCUCUCCUUGGAAUCCAUUCCAUGGAUAAACGAGGAACACCCGAAGCAGUUCUUGUGGUGCAUUAGAAGCACUAAAAUGGCAUUAGAAGACAAGAACCUGCAAACUUGAUGCAGACAAGAACCUGAAGAUCCUAAUGCUGCUAAAAAUGAAGUGAAAGCUACCUGAUGAAAAAGCUUCGGGUGAUGAAUCAUUUUAACAAUUUAGUUAUUCUAGAAGUUUAUCUUGUAUUUAUCCUUCAAGGCAUGGUUGGUUGCCAAAAACUCAAAUCAUUAGCCUCUGUGAGUUUAGAUUCUGUUCAUGGAAGUAAUGCGUGCAUUGCUCGGAACCAGAUUGUAAUAUUUUCAAAGUAUACUCAGAUGUUCAGGUCAUAAAGCUGUUUGUUUAA